GCGCCGAAUAGCUAGCAAAACGAAAACAUCAGAUGCUGCUGCCUCGUAUUACCUGAACGACUUUGGUGUGUGGUUAUAUGAGCAGUCCCAUGGCUGGCUCUGCAGCCUCCAGCUCCAAAGAUCGUCCAGUUUCCAGGACCAGUUUCAUUCCAGAGCUACAGAGCAUGAUGUUUGCUCUGGGAGAUGCUCGCAGACCUCUGCAUGAGACUGCAGCUCUGGUGGAGGAUAUUGUGCACACACAGCUCAUAACCAUGCUUCAUCAGGCCUGUGAAGGUGCUGCUCUUCGCGGCUCAAGGGUAAUUUCAGCAGAGGACAUCCUGUUCCUAAUGAGGAGGGACAAGAGAAAGGUUGCAAGAUUAUUGAAAUAUCUCCAGUUCAGAGAUUAUAAAUCUAAACUACUUAAAAGUGUGGAGGAAGAAGAUUUGCAGCAAGAAACAGGUGCUGGUGGAGGUAAUCAGCGGAGGCAGCGGUUAGCCCAGGAUUUUCUGGUGUGGAUGGACCAGACUGGUGACCUCCUGUCAUUGGCUGAGCGACAGGAGGUAGAUCCUGUCAAACAGGAGCGGAUGGAGCGUUUGGAGCGCCAGACUCGAUCCAUGGACCAGGCCCAGUAUGCUGAAUUCUGUGAGAGUCGACAGCUCAGCUUUGCAAAGAAAGCGUCAAAGUUUCGGGACUGGUUGGACUGCAGCACUUUAGAGCUAAAACCAAACAGCAUUGCCAUGGAGAUCCUGUCCUAUUUGGCCUAUGAGACAGUUGCCCAGAUUGUAGAUUUAUCUCUGUUGGUGAAGCAGGAAAUGACUGCAAAGACAAAUCCCAUCAGUCAUGUGAUCUCUGCCAGCUACAUCCACUACAACACUCACACUGAGGUAAAGAAGGAUCCAGACUCACCUGAAGCCACACCCCCUUCCACUCCAGGCUCCUCUCACUCAGCAAAGCCUCUCCCUCAGGGAAAUGGUAGUCUGGACAGCAGAGCGAGACAAAGGAAACGCAAAAAAAGCUGUCCAGCUACAGUGGAGCCUCCAAGUGGAGCCAUCCAGCCAUGUCACAUCAGAGAAGCUAUCAGAAGAUACAACUACAGACACACAAGUGCUUAUUUGAAAAGUGGGAUGGCUUUCCUCGCCUGCUGAAGAUGACAAAAAAUCCUUACGACCUUCACUGCUCAUUUUUACGUUCACUUUUCUAUUAAAGACUUUUCAGUUAUCA
Messenger RNA from Cheilinus undulatus (humphead wrasse), 1200 nucleotides. RefSeq names its product SPT3 homolog, SAGA and STAGA complex component (gene supt3h). The transcript has 12 exons. Lineage: Eukaryota; Metazoa; Chordata; Actinopteri; Labriformes; Labridae. The coding region runs from base 78 to 1124 and encodes 348 amino acids. Gene Ontology annotation, molecular function: protein heterodimerization activity; transcription coactivator activity. Gene Ontology annotation, biological process: transcription by RNA polymerase II. The record is from RefSeq and is a predicted model, not a curated record.